Messenger RNA from Danio rerio (zebrafish), 1398 nucleotides. Lineage: Eukaryota; Metazoa; Chordata; Actinopteri; Cypriniformes; Danionidae. The record is from RefSeq and is a predicted model, not a curated record.
UAGUUUGUCUAUAUUCUCUUCAUCAGAAAUGGCUCAAACUCUAUAUUCCUCUCUUCUCCUCAUUGCUCUCUGCUCCAUAUCUGAAUGUGUUCAGCAUCAAUAUUACUAUAUAAAUGUGAACAAGACCUGGACUGAAGCUCAGAGAUACUGCAGAGAGAAAUACACAGAUCUGGCUACCAUUGACAACAUGAAUGAAUUAAACAACAUGAACAAGCUGGUGAAGAGUGAGAAUAAUGGAGCUACUGAAUAUGUCUGGACUGGUCUUCAGAGGAUGAGUGUUUAUAAAUGGCAUUGGUCUUCAGGUGAUCCUGCGCUCCUUCUGAACUGGGCAUCUGGACAACCAGCCGGCAGUGAUGAUUGCGCUGUUAUGAGAAAUGGACAGUGGUUUGAUGAGCCAUGUAGUAAAACUUGGAUUUUUAUCUGCUAUAACACAAACACAGGACUGGUGUUCGUUGAUCAGCUGAUGAACUGGAGAGCCGCUCAGAGUUACUGCAGACAGAAUCACAUUGAUCUGGUCAGUGUGAGGAACCAGAAUGAGAGUCAACAGCUGGAGAAGUUCAUUAAUGACAGAAACUCAUCUGGAUCUGCAGUCUGGAUCGGUCUGUUCAGAGACACAUGGCAGUGGUCAGAUCAGAGCAACUCCUCAUUCAGAUACUGGAACACUGCUGAACCAAACAAUGCUGGAGGUAUUCAAAACUGCAUCGGAAUGAAUCAGAAUGCACAGGGACGAUGGCAUGACAUCUCGUGCACCGGCUCAUUUCCUUUUGUGUGUCAUGAAGAUAAACUGAUUGUGAUCCAGCAGAAUCUGUCGUGGUCUGAAGCUCUGAGAUACUGCAGACAGAAUCAUGUGGAUCUGGUCUCGGUUCAGUCAGUGGAGAUGCAGCGUCGUGUGAUGAACGUGGUUAAACUGGCGUCUACUGAGGCGGUGUGGUUGGGUUUACACAACUACUGCAGCAUGAACAUGUGGCUCUGGGUGAAUGGAGACAUGGUGUGCUAUCAGAACUGGGCUCCAGGGAACGGCAGCACACCGGAAAACUGCAAACUGGAGAACAGAAAAGGAGCAGUUCAGUCUGGAGGAGAUCAGACCUGGAUCAGCCUUCCUGAAUCGCACAGACUCAACUUCAUCUGCACUAACUACUGAGAGUGAAAAAAAUAUGAGAUUAUCAGUGUCCAGUUCUGUGUUGUUGUGUUUCACGUGCUUGUUUUGGUCAUGUGAUUCCCUUGUCGUCUGUUUCAUGAGUUUCCCCUGUAUGUAAUUAGUUUAAUCAUGUCCCUUGUAUUUAUAUUCCUGAGUUUGUUUAAUUCCUUGUUCAGUAUUGAAUUGUCUACACCCUUGAUGUCACUCCAUGUUCCGAAGCCUGUAGUAAGUGUUUUGUUAAUAACUACUUGUUUUUAAAA